Guillardia theta CCMP2712 is the source of this 444-nucleotide messenger RNA. RefSeq lists its product as hypothetical. The transcript has a single exon. The record is from RefSeq and is a predicted model, not a curated record. NCBI's taxonomy places the organism in Eukaryota, Cryptophyceae, Pyrenomonadales, Geminigeraceae. Bases 1 to 444 code for a protein of 147 amino acids.
AUGGAGGAGGAGAAGUUCCUGAUCAAGAGACAAGCUCCUCCUCCUCUCCCUCUCACUCGAUCUGAGAGUCUGCAGAGGUCCUCUGGUCCGAUCCUGAGACUGAGGAGGCAGCAGGAUGCGGGGGAUGCUGGGAGUGGAGGACAAGGGAAGAUUCAACGACCCUCGGUGCUGAAUGAGUACAUGGCAUUCGCAAAGAACAGGAUGGAGAGGCUCAAGGCCUCUGCUCCUGUCCGUCCCUUCCCCUCCUUGCUCGCCGAACAGAGCGCGAUCGAGUUCAUGCAGACGUCACAGUGGCAAGAAUCACGGAAGAACCCUUACGCGGAUGUGGAGGAUGCGAUCAAGAGGAAGAAGUCGCGAUGGAGGACGAGGAGGAUCGUGAACAUGGAGCUGAAGAAAAGUUUACCGACCUGCCCUACAUCGACCAGGAUGACGCUCACAUCGUGA